Dichotomopilus funicola is the source of this 1038-nucleotide messenger RNA. RefSeq names its product Rhodanese-like domain-containing protein. Lineage: Eukaryota; Fungi; Ascomycota; Sordariomycetes; Sordariales; Chaetomiaceae. Gene Ontology annotation, molecular function: thiosulfate-cyanide sulfurtransferase activity. Gene Ontology annotation, cellular component: mitochondrion. The transcript is spliced from 2 exons. Bases 1 to 1038 code for a protein of 345 amino acids. The record is from RefSeq and is a predicted model, not a curated record.
AUGGCGUCUUUUUCUGUUCUCCGCCCACUGCGCACGCCGCUCGGUCGCGGUGAUGCCUCUUGGAGAUGCGCAACCCGUCUCACAGCCGCCCCUAUAUUUAGGGCCCGCCGGUCCUUCUCUCACUACCUCGUCGCUCCGCACGAGCUCGCCGAAGCCCUGAAAAAGAGCCCACCGUCGCCCAUCACCUCCGAGCCCCGCAUAAUCCCGCUCUGCGCCUCAUGGUUUCUCCCAAACGACCCGCAAGGCCGCACCGGCAUCCAGACUUUUCGCGAGAAGCGCAUCCCCAAGGCCCGGUUCUUCGACCUGGACAAAGUGAUCGAUAAGCGCAGCCCAUACCCCCACAUGCUUCCCAACUCGAAGAAUUUCGCCGAGGCCAUGAGCGAGCUCGGCAUCCGUCACGAGGAUACUGUUGUAGUCUACGACAGCCACGAACUCGGCAUCUUCAGUGCACCCCGCGUCGGCUGGACUAUGAGGGUCUUUGGCCACCCCAAGGUCCAUAUUCUCAACAACUUUCGACUGUGGGUAGAACAAGGCCUCCCAACAGAAUCUGGCAAUGUGUGGACUGUUGAGUGCGGCACAUAUCCCAUCCCGGAGAUGGACGAGUCCAAGGUCGCCCAAUUUGAGGAUGUGCUGGAGGUUGCGCAGGACCACAACAAGGAAGGCGCCGAAGGUGUUCAGGUUCUUGAUGCCAGGUCCGCUGGGCGCUUCUCCGGCAAGGACCCCGAGCCACGGCCCGGGCUAUCCUCAGGACACCUACCAAGCUCGAUCAAUAUCCCGUUUGACACUGUCCUUGACCCUGAAACCAAGGCUUUCCUCCCCGUGGACAAACUAAGGGAGGUAUUUACGAAGAAAGGUGUAGAUCCGGAGAAGCCCAUCAUUUCCAGCUGUGGAACCGGUGUCACCGCUUGUGUGAUCGAAACAGCACUAAAUGAAGCCAACAUUGGCUCACCAGCGAAGAGGAAGGUUUACGACGGGAGUUGGACCGAAUGGGCACAACGGGUCAAACCCACGGACUCCCUCAUUCUGAAGGACGUGUGA